Messenger RNA from Drosophila pseudoobscura, 5881 nucleotides. Its product is annotated as zinc finger homeobox protein 3. The transcript has 11 exons. Gene Ontology annotation, molecular function: zinc ion binding; nucleic acid binding. Bases 110 to 1093 code for a protein of 327 amino acids. Gene Ontology annotation, biological process: positive regulation of transcription by RNA polymerase II. NCBI's taxonomy places the organism in Eukaryota, Metazoa, Arthropoda, Insecta, Diptera, Drosophilidae. Gene Ontology annotation, cellular component: nucleus. The record is from RefSeq and is a predicted model, not a curated record.
GGUGGCCCCUCAGUAUUUUUGUAUUUUCUGUUGCUGGUAACACUGGCUCGCGUGGGAGCUCCUUUUAUUAUUAAAAAAAUCAACAAAUCGGCAGAAAAGCCAAGCCAGAAUGAGCGAGGAGGAAUUCCUCGAGAUAGAACCGCUCGGGUAUGCGACCGACGAUGAGGUGGAAUCAUUCAUAGACGUCGAACCCAAAGAACCGAUACAAGAAGUCAAGCCGGUGAAUAAAACCAAACGACUCGUUUGCAUGAUUGAGGGCUGUAGCUACAAGACGGACAGGAGACGAGAUAUGCGUCGACAUCGUCGUUCGCAGAAGCACAUCCGUGACAUGGCGAAUAUUACCGAUUCGGACUCGGAUUUCGAGAGACCUUUGUACAACUGCCCCUUGUGUUCGUAUACGACUGCGAAGAAAUUCUGUUUUGACCGGCACAAUAUGUCGACGAAACAUCGAUGCAAGGUGGAGUCACAAGGGGAUCCAUUACUGAGAAAACAGAAAGUUAAGAUAUUGCAAUCGGCGCGCCGUGACACCACAUCAUCGCAGGAAUCCGAUGGAGUCAUGUACACCUGUGCGGCUUGCGAAUACACAACACACCGCAAAGAAUCCUUUAAGCUGCACAAGACGAAGCGAAAGCAUCGCUAUAUAAUGGAUAUCAUGAAGCAGAACAAUCAAAUCAUCACGUCCGGACCCAUGGCGCAGGGUGACGAAGUAGAAUACACACCGCCAGAGUCUGAGGACGAAGAGGUCUUGCCCUGGAAUGCGCCGUUUUACUGCGACCUUUGUGAAUACCAAACCAACACUCGAUAUAGCUUUCUCCGCCACAAAAAGUCGAAAAAGCACCAAGCAAGAGUUCAGGAAAUCGAGGAUAUGGAAGAAAAGUCUGACAGUUUACCGGAUGCUGACACUUUCGUAACUUCCGAGCCGGAGGUGCAGCAGGAACAGGAGCUGGAGUACGAGGAGACCAUUGAAUACGAUCCUUUGGUGCAAGAGGAAGUGGUGGUGGAGCAGGAACCAGAUUUCCAGGAGAUCAUUUAUUUGCCCGAAGGGGAAACGGGCGAGGAGCAACAUUACUUCAUAGUGUUGAGCAACGACUAGCAGAGCACUUUUCUGCGCAGAUUUCACGCGCACGCACUGGGAAACUUUGUUUAACGUUUUUUAUGUUUUUCUCUGCACAUAAACUGUAAAUUAAGCACAAAAAAUAAAUAGAGCAUUGAAUUAUGUUUGAACAGUAACUAACACCACCAGCCCACAUUUCUUGAGUGAUUUGCACACCGUGUAAAAAAGCAUUGCAAUAGGAAUCCUAUUUUGUUGUCUUAUUGAUUUGCCGUCAAUUUUGAAGUUCUUCCCAUUUGUUGUUUCUGCCGUUAAUUUUUUGUUUGCGUUUUGUUUUCUUUCGAAUCGUGUUGCCGCCCGCCGAGGCGAGUGAGUGCGACACAUAUUAAAGAAGAGAACCGACCAAUGACCAGGAAGUGAUAGAAUUAGACCAACAAAAUGCAGUCAAUGAAAGCCGAUGAGCUGCCGGAGAAUCCGCGCGAGACCUCGAAUAUCUUUUCAUCAUUGAUGUUCUGCUUUGCCAUGCCCACAUUUUUCAAGGGACGCAAGAAAACUCUGGAUGAAAACGAUCUCUAUCGAGCACUGAAGGAGCACAAAUCGGACACAUUGGGCGCCCAGUUGAGCGAAGCCUGGGAGCGGGAGGUGGAGAAGAAACGCAAAAAGAAGAAGACACCCAGCCUACUGAAGGCCUCCGUGGAUGUUUUUGGCUGGCGCUUGGCGGGACUUGGCGUAGUGCUGUUCAUACUGGAGAUUGGUUUCCGCGUCACUCAACCUCUUUUCCUGGGCGGCCUGGUGGCCUUCUAUGCGGAUUCGAGCAACCAGGAGGGCGAUGGCGAGAACCAAACGAAAGCCUAUCUGUACGCCUUGGGCGUGAUCUUGUGCAGCGCCUUCAACGUCUUGCUUAUGCAUCCCUAUAUGCUGGGCAUGUUCCAUCUGGGCAUGAAGGCCAGGAUAGCCAUGACAAGCAUGAUAUAUCGCAAGGCAUUGCGUCUGAGUCGAACAGCGCUGGGGGACACGACAAUCGGACAGGUGGUUAAUCUCAUAUCGAACGAUGUGGGACGGCUGGAUCUGUCGGUCAUACACAUGAAUUAUUUAUGGCUGGGCCCAGUCGAGAUUGGAAUUAUCACAUAUCUUAUGUACAGAGAGAUUGGUGUGUCCGCUUUCUUUGGCGUGGCUGUGAUGCUUAUGUUUAUCCCACUGCAAGCGUAUCUGGGCAAAAAGACCUCCGUGCUGCGCCUGCGCACCGCCCUGAGGACAGACGAACGUGUGCGGAUGAUGAACGAGAUCAUAUCGGGCAUUCAAGUUAUCAAAAUGUACGCCUGGGAGAUACCAUUCAGCAAAAUGAUCAACUACGUGCGGACCAAGGAGAUGAAUGCCAUUCGAAAUGUGAACUAUAUACGCGGCACCCUCCAGAGCUUCAUUAUGUUUGUCACACGGAUAUCGGUGUUUGUCAGCCUCGUGGGAUUCGUGCUGCUGGGCAAGCUCCUGACCGCAGAGAAGGCCUUCGUGAUCACGGCGUACUACAACAUCCUGAGGAACACCAUGACGGUGUAUUUCCCCAUGGGUAUCUCCCAGUUUGCCGAGCUCCUCGUGUCGAUUCGCCGCAUUCAGACCUUCAUGCUGCACGAGGAGACCAGAGUGCGGGACAAGUCGGACGAUUUGGAUGAGCAGAAACAGGGCAAGGCGGCACUCGUGUCGGAACCCAUAGCCCAGGCCACGGGCGUCCUCAAGCCCAACAGUCGUCGCACCAGCGAGGCAGAGCCCACCAUCAACAUUAGCAAACUGAAGGCCAAGUGGGAUCAAAAGAGCAACGAAAAUACACUGGACAACAUCACGCUGAAGUUCAAGCCCCGCCAACUGGUGGCAGUCAUCGGUCCAGUGGGUUCUGGCAAGUCCAGUCUCAUUCAGGCGGUUCUGGGAGAGCUUAAUCCGGAUGCGGGCUCUGUCAAAGUCAAUGGAACUCUAUCGUAUGCCUCCCAGGAGCCCUGGCUCUUUACGGGCACCGUGCGACAGAACAUACUCUUUGGCCUACCCAUGGACAAGCACCGCUAUCGCACUGUGGUCAAGAAAUGUGCCCUGGAGAGGGACUUCGAGCUGCUGCCGUACGGCGACAAGACGAUUGUGGGCGAGAGAGGAGCCUCCCUCUCGGGCGGACAGAAGGCGCGCAUUAGUCUAGCCCGAGCGGUUUACCGAAAGGCAGAUAUCUAUCUGCUAGAUGAUCCUCUCAGUGCUGUGGACACGCACGUGGGACGCCACCUGUUCGAUCAGUGCAUGCGCGGAUUCCUGCGCGAGAAUAUCGUACUCCUGGUGACGCAUCAGCUGCAGUUCCUGGAGCAGGCCGAUAUGAUUGUGAUCAUGGACAAGGGCAAGAUCAGUGCCAUGGGCACCUACGAGUCGAUGUGCAAGAGUGGCCUCGACUUUGCCCAGAUGCUGACGGACCCAAGCAAAAAGGACGAGGGUGCCAGUGGCGAUGCCGAAAAGAAGAAGGAUCUGUCGCGGCAGAAUAGCAAGCUGCGCGAUCGUCAUGGCAGCAUCUCCUCGAUGGAAUCGGCUGCCGAGUCUCUGGUCGUGGACUCGCCCAUGCAAACGCAGGAGGCGCGCGUGGAGGGACGCAUUGGCUUGUCGCUGUAUAAGAAGUAUUUCGGGGCCAAUGGCUAUGGUCUGUUUAUUGUGUUUGCCUUCUUCUGUGUUGGUGCACAGAUCCUCGGUUCGGGCGGUGACAUUUUCCUGUCCUAUUGGGUCAACAAAAACGGUGAAGCAGAGCGGGACACCUUUAUGGCUCGUCUGCGUCGCGCUUUUCCCGAAACGCGCAUCAAUUCCGACACAGAUCCCAAGGACAUCUACUACUUUACGGGCAUUAAUGUCUCGGUGAUAGUCUUCUCGCUCGUGAGAAGCAUGCUCUUCUUUUACCUGGCCAUGAGGAGCUCCACAACGCUCCAUAAUACGAUGUUCAAGGGUGUGACCCGCGCGGCAAUGCAUUUCUUCAAUACGAAUCCCUCUGGCCGGAUAUUGAAUCGUUUCUCCAAGGAUCUGGGACAAGUGGAUGAGAUACUGCCCUCCGUGAUGAUGGAUGUGAUGCAGAUAUUCCUAGCGAUACUCGGCAUAGUCGUUGUCCUUUGCAUCAUCAAUGUGUGGUAUAUUUUGGCCACCUUCUUCCUGUGUGUCGUCUUCUAUGUCCUGCGAUCGUUUUAUUUGAAUACCUCGAGAGAUGUCAAGCGUUUGGAGGCAGUCACACGAUCCCCGAUCUACUCCCAUUUGAGUGCCUCAUUGAAUGGUUUGGCAACGAUUCGUGCCUUUGGAGCGCAGAAAGAACUUAUUGCAGAGUUUGACAAUUACCAGGAUAUGCACAGCUCUGGCUACUACAUGUUUUUGGCCACCAGUCGCGCCUUUGGCUACUGGCUGGAUUGCGUUUGUGUCGUCUACAUAGCCGUCAUUACGCUCUCGUUCUUCCUUUUCUCCCCGGAGAAUGGCGGCGAUGUGGGUCUGGCCAUUACCCAAGCGAUGGGUAUGACGGGCAUGGUGCAGUGGGGCAUGCGACAGUCCGCGGAGCUGGAGAACACCAUGACAGCGGUGGAGCGUGUGGUGGAGUACGAGGAUCUGGAGCCAGAGGGUGACUUUGAGUCGAAACCGAAUAAGAAACCGCCAAAGGAGUGGCCAGAGGAGGGAAAGAUCAUUUUCGAUGAUCUCUCGCUAAAAUACUUCCCCGACAAGGCCGCCGACUAUGUGCUGCGAUCCCUGAACAUUGCCAUUCAGGGCUGCGAGAAGGUCGGCAUCGUUGGACGCACUGGCGCAGGCAAAUCCUCGCUGAUCAAUGCCCUGUUCCGGCUCUCCUACAACGAGGGAUCCAUUGUGAUUGACAGACGCGACACCAACGAUCUGGGACUGCACGAUCUGCGCAGCAAGAUCUCCAUUAUACCCCAAGAGCCGGUGCUUUUCUCUGGAACCAUGCGCUACAACCUGGAUCCCUUCGAUGAGUACAGCGAUGCCAAGCUGUGGGAGUCCCUGGAGGAAGUGAAACUCAAGGAAGUCGUCGCGGAUCUGCCCAGCGGCCUGCAGAGUAAAAUAUCCGAGGGAGGCACCAACUUUAGCGUGGGACAGCGGCAGCUGGUCUGCCUGGCGCGUGCCAUUCUCCGCGAGAAUCGCAUUCUGGUGAUGGACGAGGCCACCGCCAAUGUGGAUCCCCAAACGGAUGCCCUCAUUCAGACAACGAUUCGGAAUAAGUUCAAGGAUUGCACAGUGCUGACGAUUGCCCAUCGCCUGCACACGGUAAUGGAUUCGGACAAGGUGCUGGUAAUGGAUGCCGGCAAGGCGGUGGAGUUUGGAUCGCCCUUCGAGCUGCUGACGACCAGCGAGAAGAAGGUUUUCCAUUCGAUGGUGAAGCAAACGGGAGACUCGACAUUCGAUGCGCUGCUCAAAGUGGCACAAAAGGCCCAUGAUGAUAACUUGCGGCUCAAGAAGGAUUCUUGACAUUUCGCCGUACCGAAGGCCUUCAAAGACUAUAUACUUAAGAUACUGGAACCAAUUACGAAUCAUCCGGCGGCCAAUGCGCGCAUACAGAAGACCUUCCUCUUUGCGGAGGCCUCCAAGCAGAAGUUAUUAGGAUAGCACAGGAUACACAGGAUACCAAUCACUGAAUGAAUUUUUACUAACCCUACCCCGUACCCCCUACAAAUUGUGUACAAAAACAAAUCAAACUAAUUGUUAGACGAAAAACUAGGAGUUAUAGAAAUCAAAACAGCAGGACAAUAAGAACGAAGGAAUAUAGUAGGGAGGAGGAGGAGUGACUGUUUUUUAUAUGUGCAAUACAUUUAAUUUUAGCUAAAAAAAAAC